Xyrauchen texanus (razorback sucker) is the source of this 1776-nucleotide messenger RNA. It is a transcript of the gene naga, whose product is annotated as N-acetylgalactosaminidase, alpha. Bases 107 to 1420 code for a protein of 437 amino acids. Gene Ontology annotation, biological process: oligosaccharide metabolic process; glycoside catabolic process; glycosylceramide catabolic process. The record is from RefSeq and is a predicted model, not a curated record. Gene Ontology annotation, cellular component: cytoplasm. Gene Ontology annotation, molecular function: alpha-galactosidase activity. The transcript has 9 exons. Lineage: Eukaryota; Metazoa; Chordata; Actinopteri; Cypriniformes; Catostomidae.
CAUGACCGGUGGUCACACACAGCAGAGCUGAACCGGAGUGCCGGUGAAACGGAUCCGUUCACGACACUGUAAAGAUUAAAGAGUGCGAGAAGAUCACAGAUCCGAUAUGCAGAUGAAAACUGUCAUUUUAGUUCUGGCGCUCUCCACGGCUGCCUUUGCUUUGGACAAUGGUGUGAUGAGGACCCCACCCAUGGGCUGGUUGGCAUGGGAGCGUUUCCGCUGUGACAUUGACUGUCAAAACGACCCCAAAAACUGCAUCAGUGAGGCGCUGUUCAUGGAUAUGGCCGAUCGGUUGUCCGAGGACGGCUGGAGAGAUUUGGGUUACGAGUACAUCAACAUCGACGACUGCUGGUCUUCAAUGCAGAGAGACGCACAGGGGCGACUGCAGGCCGACCCUAAGAGGUUUCCAGGUGGCAUCGCUAAGUUGGCACGUUACAUUCAUGACCGUGGGUUAAAACUGGGCAUCUAUGGAGAUAUGGGCACACACACGUGUGGCGGUUACCCGGGCACCACCCUGGAUAAAAUCGAGACUGAUGCACAGACGUUUGCUGACUGGGGCGUCGACAUGUUAAAACUGGACGGCUGUUACUCAAACGCCACCUAUCAGGAGCAGGGCUAUCCAAUGAUGUCAAAGGCCCUCAAUGCUACAGGCCGUCCCAUUGGCUACUCCUGCAGUUGGCCCGCCUACCAGGGUGGUCUCCCACCCAAAGUGAACUACACACAGUUGGGUGAGAUCUGUAAUCUGUGGCGUAACUAUGGUGACAUCCAGGAUUCAUGGGACAGUGUUUUGUCUAUCGUGGACUGGUUCUUUGACAAUCAGGAUGCUCUUCAGCCGGUGGCUGGACCGGGCCGAUGGAACGACCCCGACAUGUUGAUCAUUGGAGAUUUCGGCCUCAGUAUGGACCAAUCACGUUCUCAGAUGGCGCUGUGGGGAAUCUUGGCCGCGCCUCUUUUCAUGUCCAACGAUCUGCGCAUGAUCAGCAGCGGCGCUCGCACAAUCCUUCAGAAUAAAGUGGCUAUUGGAAUCAAUCAGGACCCACUGGGCAUCCAGGGCAAACGCCUGCUGAAGGAGAAGAGCGGGAUAGAAGUGUUCUGGCGGCCGUUAUCGAAAGGUGCGAGCGCUCUGGUUUUCUUCAGCAGGCGGUCUGAUAUGCCGUAUCGCUACAUGACGUCACUGAAGACGCUUAACUACUCAGCUGGAGCCUAUGAUGUAUUUGAUGUGUUUUUGGAGAGGCCCAUGUCGACACUGAAGGACAGCACGGAGUUUGUCGUGUCAAUCAACCCAUCUGGUGUGGUCAUGUGGUACAUCUAUCCAGCGGCUGAGUGGCAGAAAGAGGCGGAGUCUGUUCAGUUCCGUGAGAAACUUGGGCGAAAGUUCCAUAGAUAUGCUAAUGAGGUUGACGCCCCUCUGGUGCUCUGACCCGCUCUGAUUGGCUCGUGAAGGUACCGCCCUUCAGGCAUGCUUUCUGAACUCAGGGACAUAAACCUUUUAAUCAACUUCCUGGUUUUAAUUGAAUGUCUCUUAUACAUGUUUUCUAUUGUAUAAAGUUUAAUUAGAACAGCUGAUUUUUGAAUUAUUUUUUUUACCUUGUUGAACUUGUUUGCACUGACCGCUCCAAAAUGUGCAAAAACAAUAUUUAGUAAUUUCGUGCAAGUAAUUUUAAUGUCAUUGAGCACUUCAGGAUGUUAAAAUCAUGACACUUUCAGUGAUCUGUACUACUGUUUUUAACCCAAAUAAACACAUGAAGCCUUAAAGUGUAGCACAUCUUUGUUUAC